AUGCAGUGGCAUCCUGCUCAGUUUUUCAACGACUAUGCUCCACCGGUUCCGUUCGCCCUGCUGAUCCUUAACCAACCUAUCAAUAAGAAUGCGUUCAGGCUUCUAAAGAGACAUGCAUGCUUUAUUAUAUGCGCUGAUGGCGGGGCAAAUCACUACUACAACAAUAUGAAGAGCAUCGGCUUAGAGGGCACAGAGCUUCCAAAUGUUAUUGUUGGGGAUCUUGAUUCUAUCCACCUGGAUGUUCUACGGCAUUAUGAAAGCCUCGGUGUAAAAGUCGUUAAAAACCCGGACCAAUAUUCGACGGACUUUAUGAAGUGUCUUAGUUACCUUGCAGGUAAUUGCAAGGAUAUUCUCAACACUGUCAAGCAGCAAGGCCGUGGUGACUCCGGUAGCUGUUUUAAAUCCGAGGCCGGAGAUCUAGAUGUGGUUAUUUUUGGUGGUUUAGGCGGCCGCGUAGAUCAAGGUUUUGCGCAGAUUCACCAUUUAUAUUGUGCAACUCCAUCAGCCUCCGAGCAGAUUAUAAGGCCGAAUGGGGAAACAUACCUGGUAUCGGAAGAAAGCAUCUCAUUCUUUCUGCACCAGGGGAAGAAUACGAUAUUCACUCCUGGAGGAAUUAUACCCAUUGGUGGGCCCUCCCUGAUAUCUACUCAAGGCCUAGAAUGGGAUGUGAUAAAUUGGAAAACAGAAUUUGGCGGUCGGUUGAGCACGAGCAACCAUAUAAGAGCUGAAUCAGUUGAGGUCGAGACCUCGAUUCCUGUGCUCUUCACCGUGGAAUUGGCGCCUUACUUGAAGUAUUUGCAAAUUAUUUUCAUCAUGGGCCUUCCCUUUGAUGGCUCUAUUGGCGGGAUUAUCUUCAGCCUUGAGGUUGCAAUAAUCUCGCAGCGAUGA
Microsporum canis CBS 113480 is the source of this 888-nucleotide messenger RNA. RefSeq names its product thiamin pyrophosphokinase 1. Gene Ontology annotation, molecular function: thiamine binding; thiamine diphosphokinase activity; ATP binding. The transcript is spliced from 5 exons. The coding region runs from base 1 to 888 and encodes 295 amino acids. Gene Ontology annotation, biological process: thiamine diphosphate biosynthetic process; thiamine metabolic process. The record is from RefSeq and is a predicted model, not a curated record. Lineage: Eukaryota; Fungi; Ascomycota; Eurotiomycetes; Onygenales; Arthrodermataceae.